GGGGGGGCCGCCCGGCGGCUCGGAGCCGCUCCCGGGGAGCCGCGGGGAAGCUGCGGCGCCUGCGUGGAGCCAAGCGGCGGCGGGGGAGCUUCCGGAGCGGGGGUCCCGUCCCGUCCCGUCCCGUCCCGUCUCGUCCCCGUGCCGUCGGUGCCCGCCAUGGGGCUCCUCCCGCUCUACCUCGCGCUGUGGGUCGCGGCGGCUCAGGAGCCCGAGUACAGCUCCGGCUGCGCCGAGGGCAGCUGCUACCCCGCCACCGGCGACCUCCUCAUCGGCCGCGCCGCCCGCCUCUCCGCCUCCUCCACGUGUGGCCUCCGCCAGCCCGAGCCCUACUGCAUCGUCAGCCACCUCCAGGAGGACAAAAAAUGUUUCAUAUGUGACUCUGAGGAUCCCUUCCAUGACACCCUCAAUCCCGACAGCCAUCGCAUCGAAAACGUGGUCACCACGUUUGCUCCGAAUCGCCUGAAGCUCUGGUGGCAGUCAGAAAACGGUCUGGAAAAUGUGACUAUCCAGCUGAACCUGGAGGCCGAGUUUCAUUUCACUCAUCUCAUCAUGACCUUCAAGACAUUCCGUCCUGCCGCAAUGUUGAUAGAAAGAUCAUCUGAUUUUGGAAAAACAUGGCAAGUAUAUAGGUAUUUUGCAUAUGACUGUGAGAGCUCGUUUCCUGGGAUUUCAACUGGACCCAUGAAGAAAGUGGAUGAUAUCAUUUGUGAUUCCCGAUACUCCGACAUUGAACCUUCAACUGAGGGAGAGGUAAUAUAUCGUGUCUUAGAUCCUGCUUUUAGAAUUGAAGAUCCGUACAGUCCAAGGAUUCAAAACCUCUUGAAGAUCACAAAUCUGAGAAUCAAGUUCGUCAAGCUGCACACGCUGGGAGAUAACCUCCUGGACUCACGGAUGGAGAUCAGGGAGAAGUACUACUAUGCCAUUUACGACAUGGUGGUGCGUGGGAACUGCUUCUGCUACGGACACGCCAGCGAGUGUGCCCCGGUGGAGGGCUUUGAGGAGGAGGUGGAAGGAAUGGUCCACGGGCACUGCAUGUGCAGACAUAAUACCAAAGGCUUAAACUGUGAGCAGUGUUUGGAUUUCUACCACGACUUACCCUGGCGACCUGCCGAAGGCCGCAAUACUAACGCAUGCAAAAAGUGCAAUUGCAACGGCCACUCCACCCAGUGCCACUUCGACAUGGCCGUGUACAUGGCCACGGGGAACACCAGCGGGGGGGUUUGUGACGACUGCCAGCACAACACCGUGGGACGCAACUGCGAGCAGUGCAAGCCCUUCUACUUCCAGCACCCCGAGAGGGACCUGCGGGACCCGGACGUCUGCGAGCCCUGUAACUGUGACCCAGCUGGCUCCCAGAAUGGUGGCAUAUGUGAUCGCUACACCGAUUUCUCUACUGGCCUCAUUGCUGGACAGUGCCGUUGUAAAUUAUUUGUCGAAGGGGAGCGUUGCGACCUCUGCAAAGAAGGUUUCUAUGGUCUGAGUGCCGAUGACCCAGCGGGCUGUCAGUCUUGUGCAUGUAAUCCUCUGGGUACCCAUCCCGGAGGGAAUCCUUGUGAUUCAGAGACAGGAAACUGCUAUUGUAAGCGCCUGGUGACAGGAAAGCAGUGCAGUCAGUGCCUGCCGGAGCACUGGGGCCUGAGCAAUGACAUGGAUGGAUGUCGGCCCUGCGACUGUGACCAGGGGGGAGCACUGCACAACAACUGCUCGAGUGAAUCUGGCCAGUGUGAGUGCCGGCCCCACAUGUUUGGACGUCAGUGCAAUCAAGUAGAGCCUGGCUAUUACUUCAUCUCGCUCGACCAUUACAUCUACGAGGCAGAGGAAGCCAACUUGGGUCCCGGAGUAAACAUAAUAGAGCGCCAGUACACACAGGACCGCACACCAUCAUGGACAGGCAUAGGAUUUGUGAGGGUCCCUGAGGGGGCGUACCUGGAGUUCUACAUCGACAAUAUCCCCUACUCCAUGGAGUAUGACAUCGUGGUCCGCUACGAGCCACAGUUGCCGGAUCAGUGGGAAAAAGCAGUGAUCACUGUGUCGCGCCCAGGCAAGAUUCCCACAGGUAGCCGAUGUGGCAACACGGUUCCUGAUGAUGAUAAUCAGGUCGUCUCGCUGCCUCCUGGCUCCAGAUACGUCGUUCUCCCACGGCCAGUCUGCUUUGAGAAGGGGCUGAAUUACACCAUCCGCCUGGAGCUGUCCCAGUACUCCUCGGUGGACACCGAGAUGGAGAGCCCGUACACGCUUAUUGACUCUCUCGUUCUCAUGCCGUACUGCAAAUCACUGGACAUAUUCACAGUGGGAGGCUCAGGCGAAGACGUGGUCACAAACAGUGCUUGGGAAACUUUCCAAAGAUACCGGUGCCUGGAAAACAGCAGGAGCGUUGUGAAAACCCCGAUGACGGAUGUCUGCAAGAACAUCAUAUUCAGCAUUUCUGCACUUUUACACGAGACCGCCUUAUCCUGCCAGUGUGACCCCCAGGGCUCGCUGAGCUCGGUGUGCGACCCCAGCGGAGGACAGUGCCAGUGUCGGCCCAACGUGGUGGGAAGGCAGUGUGACAGAUGUGCCCCCGGCACCUUCGGGUUUGGGCCGAGCGGAUGCCGGCCUUGUGAGUGCCACGUCCGAGGUUCGUACAACGCCUUCUGUGACGCGGAGACGGGCCAGUGCCACUGCUUCCCCGGCGUGUACGGGCGACAGUGCGACCGCUGCCUGCCCGGCUUCUGGGGCUUCCCCAGCUGCCAGCCCUGCCACUGCAAUGGCCACGCUGACGACUGCAGCCCCUACACCGGGGAGUGCCUGCACUGCCGGGACCACACGGCAGGCCACAACUGCGAGAGGUGCGAGGCCGGCUACUACGGAGACCCUGUCCUGGGCUCGGGCGACCACUGCCGCCCCUGCCCUUGCCCCGACGGCCCUGAGAGUGGACGCCAGUUUGCCAGCGGCUGUUACCAGGAUCCGGUCACUCUGCAAGUCAUGUGUGUCUGUAGCACAGGAUAUAUAGGCAGUCGAUGUGAUGAAUGUGCGUCUGGCUUCUUCGGCAGCCCCGACGAGGUCGGCGGCGCCUGCCAGCCCUGCCAGUGCAACAACAACAUCGACACCACUGACCCGGAGGCCUGCGACAAAAGGACGGGGACGUGCGUUAAGUGCCUGUACCACACGGAGGGCGAAAACUGCCAGCUCUGCAAGGAGGGCUACUAUGGGAGUGCGCUGCAGCAGGACUGCAGAAAGUGUGUCUGCAACUACCUGGGCACCGUGCGGGAGGACUGCGACAGCGCGGAGAGCUGCCGCUGCGAGGCGGCCACGGGGCAGUGCCGCUGCCUGCCCGGCGUGGUGGGGCAGACCUGCGACCGCUGCGCGCCCCACACCUGGAGGCUGGCGAGCGGCACCGGCUGCGAGCCCUGCGACUGCGACACCACCCGCUCCCUCGGGCUGGCCUGCAACGAGUUCACAGGGCAGUGCCAUUGCAUGCCGGGCUUCGGAGGCCGGACCUGCCGGGAGUGCCAAGAGCUCUUCUGGGGAGACCCGGGCGUGGAGUGCCGAGCGUGCGACUGCAACCCCCGUGGCAUCCAGACCCCGCAGUGCGAUCGCGCCACCGGGCAGUGCAUCUGCAACGAGGGGGUGGAAGGGCCGCGCUGCGACAAGUGCUCCCGGGGCUACUCGGGCUUCUUCCCCGACUGCGUGCCCUGCCACCAGUGCUUCGCCCUCUGGGACGUGGUCAUCAGCGAGCUGGCUAAUAGGACCCAGCAGUUCCUGGACCGGGCUAACGCCCUGAAAAUCACUGGGGUCACUGGGCCGUACCAGCAGACGCUCAGCACCCUGGAGGAGAAGCUCGGGGAAAUUAAAACCAUCAUUGCUCAGAACCCAGCCGCCGAGCCCCUGAAGAACAUCGGGAAUCUCUUUGAGGAAGCAGAAAAGCUGACAGCAGAUGUUACGGUUAAGAUAGCUGACUUAGAAGAAAACCUAUCAACCUUAGCAGAGAAGAGCAACAGCACAGACAGUGACCUGAGCGCGCUGGAGACAGAUGCCAAAAGCCUAGACCGUGUCGUGAAAGAGCUUGCAGAACAGCUAGAGUUCAUCAAGAUCUCUGAUGUUCGGGGGGCCUUGGACAGUAUCACCAAGUAUUUCCAGAUGUCCCUGGAGGCAGAGGAAAGGGUCAAUGCUUCCACUGUCCACCCCGAUAGUGCCGUGGAGCUGUCAGCACAAACGCGGCAGGAAGUGGAAGACUUAAUCGACGAGAAGGAGGCCCAGUUCAAGGCUAAGCAAGAGGAGCAGUCUCGCCUCCUGGAUGAACUCGCAGGCAAACUGCAAAGCCUGGAUCUUGCUGAAGUGUCAGCAAAGACGUGUGGCACCCCCGCAGGAGCCUCUUGUGCUGAGUCCGAGUGCGGCGGCUUGAACUGCCGAACCGAUGAUGGGCAGAAGAAGUGCGGAGGACCUGGCUGCGAGGGGCUGGUAACCGUGGCGCACAACGCCUGGCAGAAAGCCAUGGAUUUCGACCGAGACAUUCUCAGCGCCUUAGCAGAAGUUGAGCAACUCUCCAGAAUGGUUUCUGAAGCAAAACAGAGAGCUGACGAAGCCAAACAAAAUGCACAAGAAGUUUUGCUCAAAACCAAUGCUACAAAAGAGCAAGUGGACAGAAGCAAUGAAGAUCUGAGAAAUCUCAUUAAACAGAUCAGAGACUUCCUAAUGCAAGACAGUGCUGACCUGGACAGCAUCGAGGCAGUGGCUAAUGAAGUACUCAACAUGGAGAUGCCAAGCACUCCCCAGCAGCUACAAGCCCUGACAGAGGAUAUCCGUGAGCGUGUGGAAAGCCUUUCUGAUGUUGAAGUCAUCCUACAGCAGAGCGCUGGAGACAUUGCCAGAGCAGAAAUGCUGCUGGAGGAAGCUAAAAAAGCAAGCAAAGGCGCAACAGAUGUUAAAGUCACUGCAGACAUGGUGAAAGCAGCACUAGAAGAAGCUGAAAAGGCACAAAAUGCAGCUGAAAAAGCCAUAAAACAAGCUGAUGAAGAUAUUAAAGGAACUCAAGACCUGCUGACCUCAAUUGAAUCUGAAAAUGCAGCAUCUGAAGAAACACUGAACAACGCCACUUUACGUCUGUUUGAGCUAGAGAGGAGCGUUGAAGAUCUCAAGCAAAAGGCUGCUACAAAUUCAGAGAAUGUGGACAAGAUAGAAGAAAAAGCUGGCACUGCAAAACAAAAUGCCGAAGAAGUUAAGCAGGUCCUCAACACCGAGCUGAACAGCAAGUACAAAACGGUGGAAGAUCUCAUUGCCAAGAAGACAGAGGAGUCGGCCGACGCUAGGAGGAAAGCUGGCAUGUUGCAAGAUGAAGCUAAAGCCCUGUUGGCUCAAGCAAACAGCAAACUCCAGCUGCUCAAAGACUUGGAAAAUACAUACGAAAACAAUCAAAAAGUUCUCGAAGACAAAGCCAAGCAGCUGGUGGAGCUGGAAGAGACAGUUCGCUCCCUCUUACAGACAAUCAGCCAGAAAGUUGCUGUUUAUAGCACUUGCUUAUAAAAGGGAGCAGAAAAUGCUUAUGUUCAGGAUGGGGCUUUUUUUUUUUUUUUUUUUUUUUUUACAAGUAUUACACUAGAUUUUUUUGACAUUACACUAAGACCUGAUAAAGUGAACAGGUUUUAUAUUGACUUUUAAGUCACAGAACCAAAGACAAGUAACUUUUUGACAUUGAAAAUAAACAGUACUUUUGUAUCAC
Messenger RNA from Cygnus atratus (black swan), 5698 nucleotides. RefSeq names its product laminin subunit beta 1 (gene LAMB1). Bases 157 to 5502 code for a protein of 1781 amino acids. The transcript has 33 exons. Gene Ontology annotation, cellular component: basement membrane. The record is from RefSeq and is a predicted model, not a curated record. Gene Ontology annotation, biological process: axon guidance. NCBI's taxonomy places the organism in Eukaryota, Metazoa, Chordata, Aves, Anseriformes, Anatidae.